AUGUCAGAAAAUCAGAAGCCUCAAUCCCAUCAAAACCUCUCUUCUUCACCUAAUAAAUCAAUCCCAGAAAUCGAAAGCAACGCCGCCUCUGAUUUCUCGGGCCAUCAAAGGGUCCGUUUCCCCAACCCACCCGACCUCACUAACCCUGACCCUUCUACCCUCCGAGAUCAAUGGAGGUACGCCAUCCGGCAGUACAGUCGUUGGUACUCUCACGCCUGGGGCACUGCUAUUCUUGCUGGGGUUUCCUUUUUCGCCCUCGGUUGGGUCAUCAAAGGCUCUAAUCCCCUCCCCUCUUUCAACUCCGACACAAACAAAAAUGACUCCGACACUAACAAAAAUGACAAUAGCAAGUGA
Gossypium arboreum is the source of this 354-nucleotide messenger RNA. RefSeq lists its product as uncharacterized. Lineage: Eukaryota; Viridiplantae; Streptophyta; Magnoliopsida; Malvales; Malvaceae. The transcript has a single exon. Bases 1 to 354 code for a protein of 117 amino acids. The record is from RefSeq and is a predicted model, not a curated record.